UUCAACAGAAUCCCCCAAACUCUCUCAAAACCCUAAUCCAUCUCCAAUGGCAAACCCUAACCCUAACUCCAAUCCCCCAAUCACCAUCGCAUCCGCCAUCUACAAGCUCCAGCUCCACCUCUUCAACACCCCAUCAACCCCCUUCGACCUCCUCAUCGCCGCCUCCACUCUCCUUUCAAAGCCCGACUACGACGACAUCGUCACCGAGCGCACAAUCUCCGACCUCUUCUCGUCCGACCGCCGGCGGAAGGGUCGAUACCGCAUCGCGCUCAGCGAGCACAAGGUCUACGAUCUCCAAGAGAUUUACAAUUACUGCUGCGAGGAGUGCUUGAUUGGGAGCAGGGCAUUUAAGGGGAGCUUGGGUGAUGAGAGGAGGGCUGAUGUUGAUGUUAGGAGAGAGAAGGUCGAGGAUGUUUUGAGAUUGUUUGGGUGUUUUGAUGGGGAUGAAGAUGAGGAGGAGGUGAGGAGAGGUGAGAGGUUGGGGAAGUUGAAGCUGGAGAUUAAGGAGAAGGAGAGGGCUGUGGACGGUGAUUUGAAGUUGGGUGAGUGGAUUGGGCCACCCAAUGCGAUCGAGGGUUAUAUUCCUCAUCUUGAUCGAGGUUCUAACAUUCCAUCCAAGUCAGAAACUGCACAAGAGACGGGUAGUGCUAGCAGCACUGAAGUGGACCAUAUGACUCCAAGUCUUAGAGAUGAAUGUGAUGGUGAUCCUUCGAAGCGUUCUUCUGCCAUGAUAAAUGAUGUUCCAGAGACAACUGCGAAGAAGUUGGAAGAUAUGAUUAUUACAGAGAAGAAAAAUACAAGCAAACAGUCAUUGGAGUCAUUAAAGCUUAAAUUUCAAACAAAUGUGGCUGCUCACAAUAUUGGCAAAGUGGAUAAUGGUGAUAUGGGUUUCACAAGUAGUAUCAUUGUUGGCAAUGAUUUUGAUGCAGCUCUUUCAAAAAGCUGUGUUGUUUCUACCCAAGAUGCUUCAGAACUAAUAGCUAAACAAUUGGAGGAGGUUGUUCUUGCUGAGAAGAAAAAGAAAAAAGUUAAAAAAUCAAAAUCAUCAAGUUCCAAUGCAAGAAAAAUUGCAAGUGGUAGGAAGAAUGACAAAAUAGAUUUUCAGAGCACCAUAAUCACUGGGGAUUUAGUUAAUGUUACUUCCGGGACUUCAUCUACAUCAUCCCUUGAUAGUUCAUCUAAAGAUUCGGUAAAUGUUCAUGUCAAGAAUAAGACAGAGCCACUAGGCUAUGGUGAAUCAGAUGAUGUAAUGUUAUCUGGAGGAGUUAGCAUGGAAAAGAAACAUGUAUCGCAGGAAAACGAACUGAAAUCCUCUUUGAAGACUUCAAGAUCAAAAGGAGGAAAUCGGUCUGUCAAAUGGGCUGAUGAGGUAAUUCUUGAAGUGUUGGAAGAUAAAAAGGACACACCACAAGUCAUGCGGGAGGAAGAUCUAGAUAGUUCCUUAAGACUUGCAUCAGCUGAAGCUUGUGCUGCUGCACUAUCUCAUGCAGCAAGCGCUGCUGCAUCAGGUGAUGUUGAUGCUGGUGAUGCAGUCUCGGAAGCUGGGAUUGUAAUAUUGCCCCAACCACAGUACUGUGAAGACCGGGAGUCCGAGGCAGAUGAGGAAGCAUGUGAAUUUGAUCAGGGGGUUCUGAAGUGGCCUACAAAGACAGUACUUUUAGACACUGACGUGUUUGAAGUUGAAGACUCUUGGCAUGACACACCACCUGAGGGUUUUAGUUUAACUUUAUCACCAUUUGCGACAAUGUGGAUGGCACUGUUUGGAUGGAUAACAUGUUCUUCUUUAUGCUACAUAUAUGGACAUGAUGAAAUUUCACAUGAAGACUUUUUGUUUGUGAAUGGGAGGGAAUACCCACGAAAAACUUUCCUUAGAGAUGGAAAAUCAUCUGAAAUCAGGCUAGCUCUAGAUGGUUUCAUAUGCCGCGCAUUGCCUGGGCUUGUUAUGGAUCUAAAAUUGCCAACACCAGUCUCAACACUGGAGAAAUUUUUGGCUCGCUUGCUCGACACAAUGUCAUUUGUAGAUGCACUACCGUCCUUCAGAAUGAAGCAAUGGCAAGUGAUUGUUCUUUUGUUUAUUGAAGCCCUUUCUGUGCAUAGACUUCCUUCUCUUGCUCCUCAGAUGACAAGCAGAAAUUUGCUGCUACACACGGUUCUGAAUGCCGCUCGGGUGAGCAUUGAAGAGUAUGAAACCAUGAGAGAUCUUAUGAUGCCACUAGGCCGCUUGCCUCAAUUCUCUAUGCAGAGUGGUGGUUAACUGCAAUUUUGCAUUGACGAUAUGAUCGUACUUCACAUCUCCAUCACUCACAGUAAGAGAACUCCAAAAAGACACCUCCAUCACUCUGUAAGAGAAUUCCAAAAUGUCGAGGUGAGUCGUCAAAUACGCCUGUAGUAGUGGAAGUCUUUUUAAGUACUGGAGUUGUGGAGAGAACUGGCACUUAUGCAACAUGGUGAACGACACUUGUAUGUCCUAUUUGUAUUUUGCAAAUGGGUUUGAAAUCUUCAAAUGUAGCUUGCUUAGUUAAACUUUGGCAUGUGUAUAGAGAAGACAUCAGCAUUUGUUUAUAGAGAAGGACCAGAGUGGAAAUUUUUA
Messenger RNA from Asparagus officinalis (garden asparagus), 2590 nucleotides. Its product is annotated as putative RNA polymerase II subunit B1 CTD phosphatase RPAP2 homolog. The record is from RefSeq and is a predicted model, not a curated record. Gene Ontology annotation, molecular function: RNA polymerase II CTD heptapeptide repeat phosphatase activity; RNA polymerase core enzyme binding. Gene Ontology annotation, cellular component: nucleus; cytoplasm. Lineage: Eukaryota; Viridiplantae; Streptophyta; Magnoliopsida; Asparagales; Asparagaceae.